This is a messenger RNA of Alternaria viburni, 2319 nucleotides long. RefSeq lists its product as uncharacterized. NCBI's taxonomy places the organism in Eukaryota, Fungi, Ascomycota, Dothideomycetes, Pleosporales, Pleosporaceae. The transcript has 6 exons. Gene Ontology annotation, molecular function: 4 iron, 4 sulfur cluster binding; aconitate hydratase activity. Gene Ontology annotation, biological process: tricarboxylic acid cycle. The record is from RefSeq and is a predicted model, not a curated record. Gene Ontology annotation, cellular component: mitochondrion; cytosol. Bases 1 to 2319 code for a protein of 772 amino acids.
AUGCGGUCGCAAAUACUUCGUGCUGGUCAAGCAGCCAACUGCAGGCCCCAUCUCUCCUCCCUCCGCCAACCGCUCAGAUGCCUAGCCACAUCGCACUCGCCGCCCUCCGCGCGCAACGUCGACCUCGGCUCGCGCACCCCACCGUAUGCCAAACUCCUCUCGCGGCUCGAAGAAGUCCGGCGCGUACUCGGUUCCUCUCGCCAAUUGACUUUGGCAGAGAAGAUUCUGUAUUCGCAUCUUGAGAGCCCCGAGGAGUCGCUGUUGAGCAACACCAAUGGAGGAAGGGAUAUUCGGGGCCAGGCGAAUCUCAAGUUGAAGCCGGAUCGCGUGGCCAUGCAGGAUGCGAGUGCACAGAUGGCGCUGUUGCAGUUUAUGAGCUCGGGUAACAAGGAGGUUUUCGAUUUCCUCGAGUCGGCGGCGAAGAAGUACGGAAUCGAGUUCUGGCCACCGGGUGCUGGCAUCAUCCAUCAGUCUGUCCUGGAAAACUACAGUGCUCCUGGGCUCAUGAUCUUGGGCACCGACAGUCACUCACCGAAUGCUGGAGGUCUGGGAUCGAUUACAAUUGGUGUUGGUGGUGCCGAUGCGGUCGACGCUCUUGUGGAUGCGCCAUGGGAGUUGAAGGCACCCAAGAUCUUGGGUGUGAAGCUUACCGGAGAACUCAGCGGAUGGGCAUCGCCAAAGGAUGUGAUCCUGAAAUUGGCUGGCGAGCUGACCGUCCGGGGUGGCACUGGCUUCAUCAUUGAGUACUUUGGCCCUGGUGUGCAAUCUCUAAGCUGCACAGGCAUGGCGACUAUCUGCAACAUGGGCGCUGAAGUCGGCGCAACUACCUCGCUCUUCCCCUUCUCUCCUGCGCAUAUCCCCUACCUCCAAGCCACACAUCGCGGACCGAUCGCUGAAGCCGCUGCCAAGAUCGCCGGUUCACCAAUGCAGCAGAACCUGCUACGACCUGACCCGGAUGCCGCCUAUGAUAAAGUCAUCGAGAUCAACCUUUCGGAACUCGAGCCUCACAUCAACGGACCAUUCACCCCUGACCUGUCAACACCUCUAUCCAAGUUCAAGUCUGUAGUUGAAGAGAAGGGAUGGCCACAAACAUUCGGUGCGGGCCUAAUUGGUAGCUGCACAAACAGCUCAUACCAGGACAUGACUCGGUCAGAAGAGAUUGUGAAGCAGGCACUAGCAGCGGGUCUCAAGCCCAAGGCGGACUUCUUCAUUACCCCAGGAAGUGAACAGAUCCGAGCAACGUUAGAACGGGAUGAAACCCUUCAAACGUUUACUGCUGCUGGUGGCACUCGUACCGACGACGUAAAGAAGGGUGAAUCCAACGCUAUCCUCACGUCCUACAACCGCAACUUCCCCGGCCGCAACGAUGGUAACCGAGCUACCAUGAACUUCCUCGCUUCUCCCGAACUCAUCACCGCCAUGUCAUACUCUGGCUCUACGACCUUCAACCCAAUGACCGACAGCAUCCCGACACCCGACGGCAAGCCUUUCAAGUUCGCGCCGCCAAAGGGCUCUGACCUCCCUACCGCUGGUUUCGCAGACGGUAACCCAGACUUCAUGCCUACGCCAGGUGUCCCCGACGCCAGCGUGGAUGUCAUUGUCUCGCCUACAUCCACCCGUCUGGCACUCCUUGAUCCUUUCCCAGCAUUCCCUGGCUCGGAAUUUACAGGCCUGCGAGUACUCUACAAGGUCAAGGGACAAUGCACAACAGACACCAUCUCGGCUGCCGGUCCAUGGCUCAAGUACAAGGGCCAUCUCCCCAACAUCUCUGAGAACACACUCAUCGGUGCAGUCAACGCACAGACCGAUGAAGUCAACGUUGCCUACGACUUCGACGGUAAGACGUCCGGUAUCCCAGAACUAGCAAAGAGGUGGCGCGACCAGGGCAUCGAGUGGCUAGUUGUAGCAGAGCACAACUACGGCGAGGGUUCUGCCCGUGAACACGCCGCCCUACAACCCCGAUACCUCGGUGGCCGCAUCAUCCUAGCCAAGUCAUUCGCCCGCAUUCACGAGACCAACCUCAAGAAGCAAGGUAUCGUCCCUCUCACCUUCGCCAACGAAGCCGACUACGACGCCUUCGAAGCUUGCGACCAGGUUGCUACACGGGGACUGUUGGACGUGCUAAAGAGCGGCGGCAAGGGUGAAGUCGAACUUGUCCUCAAGAAGAAGGACGGUAGCGAGAAGGUCGUCAAGACCAAACACACACUCUCGCACGAUCAAUGUGGAUUUGUGAUGGCUGGCAGUGCGCUCAACCUUCUAGCUGCGAAAGGCAGGGAGAUGAAGGAGGAGGUUACCCGGAGUGCGGAGCUGAGUGAUUGA